GCGAGUGGCUUUAGUUGCCCCCUUUUAGUUAGCCGCUUAGCUCGGCGUUGCUAUGAGGUUCGUUUCUGCGUCGUUGUUUGUUGUUUUAUUCGUUUAUCUGUCAUAAUUCGCCAUCAUGGCCGAGAAGUUUGAUAAUCUGGAAGAACAUCUUGAGAAAUUCAUCGAAAACAUACGACAGCUGGGGAUCAUAGUGAGCGAUUUUCAGCCCAGCAGCCAAACUGUGCUCAACCAGAAGCUGAACUUCAUGAUCACAGGACUGCAGGACGUUGAGAAAUGUCGACAGCAGCUUAACGAUAUCCACGUACCUUUGGAAGCUUUUGAAUACAUCGAUCAGGGCCGCAACCCUCAGCUGUACACUAAAGAGUGCCUGGAACGAGCCUUGGCUAAAAAUGAGCAAGUGAAGGGAAAGAUUGACACCAUGACAAAAUUUAAAAGUCUCCUCAUCGCUGAGCUGGGGAAGGUUUUUCCAGAAGAAAUGGCCAAAUAUAAAGCCAUCCAUGGAGAUGACCCUCCUUCAUAGACACACGCGCCAUUUUAGCAGCAGUAUUAAAGUUGUACAUAUGCUGAGAGUCACGUUUUGUAAGAUUCAAAGCCUCCAGGUUGUUUUGCGUUUUUACGUCUGUUUGCCUUUGUAUUUCGUGAAGAUAUUCCUGUUGCUUCAAAAGGUGUGAUGUUUUGUUUUCCACCUAGAAGUUUCGUUUUUGUGUGAUAGAUUCUUUCUGGUCAUGUUUUUUUUUUUUUUUUU
Molecule: messenger RNA, 745 nt
Organism: Pygocentrus nattereri (red-bellied piranha)
Lineage: Eukaryota; Metazoa; Chordata; Actinopteri; Characiformes; Serrasalmidae
Gene: med10
Product: mediator complex subunit 10
Exons: 4
Coding region: 116-520 (134 amino acids)
Biological process (GO): positive regulation of transcription by RNA polymerase II
Cellular component (GO): chromatin; mediator complex
Molecular function (GO): transcription coregulator activity
Source: RefSeq, a predicted model, not a curated record